UUAACCUGAACAGAAACGGGGGGUAAGAGGGAACUCCUGAAGUUCCGCGGCAAAGUCAACGGCAAAAAGCAAACUAAAAAGUACUGCCAACAAGAUGCUCCAGAUGGCGUCAUUGUCUCCACUAAUAAGUUGACCAUGCAAUUCAGACGAAAGGAAUUUAAGUCAGAUGAGUUCUCUGGCGGAUUCUUGUGUGAGAUCUUCACUGUAGGAGAUGCUCCAACAACAGUUGCUCCGACUACAGCCCCUCCUCCAUCACCAAGUACAGCUCCUCCAUCACCAACUACAGCCCCACCUCCAUCACCAAGUACAGCUCCUCCAUCACCAACUACAGCUCCUCCUCCAUCACCAAGUACAGCUCCUCCAUCACCAACUACAGCUCCUCCUCCAUCACCAACUACAGCUCCUCCAUCACCAACUACAGCUCCUCCUCCAUCACCAACUACAGCACCUCCAUCACCAACCACAGCUCCUCCAUCCCCAACCACAGCUCCUCCAUCCCCAACCACAGCUCCUCCAGGAACGACCACUUGCGGUAUCACCAGAGCAUACUGUGAUGGUUGCGGGGUAGCACCAAUUUCCGUUGGGAGCACGAGGAUCGUCAACGGAACGGUGGCGUCAGCGGGCGAGUACCCUUACCAGGUGGCGGUGAUACCCACCAUCGCCGGCAGACAGUAUCAGUGUGGGGGUUCAAUCAUUAAGGAGAGGUGGAUUCUUACUGCUGCCCAUUGCUUUUACGACCAAAGCAACAACAAGGCGACAAGUGUCGACAUUACUUACGAUAUUGAGUUAAUAAACCCCAAGAUCAUUUCAUGGCCGUAUGGUACAGAGAGUAAUGCUAUACCACUGCUUCACCAUAAAAAAGCUGGACUUGUAGAUGUCCACAGCUUGUGUCUGAAACCAUGCAGUGUCAGUGUCUCAUCAUUUAUGAAACAAACUAUCUCCCGCAAAGCAUUGUGGUACGCUUUGUUUUUAAGCCAGUUUUUGGUGGAAGGCAUGAGUGAGUUGUAUAUAAACUUUCCAGUAUUAUGGAGUAAUAGAAUAUUGAAACAGACUUUGAAGGAGUUUGUUGUGAACUCAUGCCAUGAGGACUUGCCUGUCUACUAG
Molecule: messenger RNA, 1104 nt
Organism: Penaeus monodon (black tiger shrimp)
Lineage: Eukaryota; Metazoa; Arthropoda; Malacostraca; Decapoda; Penaeidae
Product: 4-O-methyl-glucuronoyl methylesterase 1-like
Exons: 9
Coding region: 136-1104 (322 amino acids)
Biological process (GO): proteolysis
Molecular function (GO): serine-type endopeptidase activity
Source: RefSeq, a predicted model, not a curated record